AUGAAAAAAGUAUCUCAACAACCACAGCAACCACAGCAACAAAAACAACAACAACAACAACAACAACAAAAUAAAGGUGAUGAUAAUAGAUUAGAAGAAAUAUACUUAAGAAAAGAAGAAAUUAAAGAGGAUAUUAUUAUAGAUAAAAGAAAAAUUAUAGAUUUAGAUCAAAGAAACAAUUUAAAUUUCGAAGCUUUAGAUAAUAUAACUACAAAUAAAAAUGGAACAUCCAAUAAGAAUGGUAAACUAUGGAUAUAUACAGGUGAUAUCUUUAUUCAAAUGAAAGAAGCUAGUGCAAAAGAAUUAAUUAUUCAAGAAAAUGAUACUAUCGAAAAUGAAAUUAUGAAAUUAAGACUGGGUUUAGAUGACAAAGAAAAACAACUUAAACAAUUAGAAAAAGACUAUGAACUUGAAAGAAGUAAAAUAUUUUCAUAA
This is a messenger RNA of Dictyostelium purpureum, 435 nucleotides long. RefSeq lists its product as uncharacterized. The record is from RefSeq and is a predicted model, not a curated record. NCBI's taxonomy places the organism in Eukaryota, Evosea, Eumycetozoa, Dictyosteliales, Dictyosteliaceae. The transcript has 2 exons. The coding region runs from base 1 to 435 and encodes 144 amino acids.